AUGACUGACGCGACGUACACGUUGACUGGUUUCGGAGGGUUCCUCGAGCGGCGACGCAUCACCUUCGCCGAGCCGCUGCCCGCCAUUCGAGUGUGCAGCAUCUGCGGCCUCGUACCGUCCAGCUCUCAGCUUCUUCCCUGCUGCCACGUCGUGUGCGACGGCCCCUGUGGCCGCCAGGUAAAAGCGGCGGGUUCCUGCCCUCUGGAUGGCCGCACUGUCACGACAUCCAGCGUCGUGCCUUUCAAAUUCGAGCAGUCUGAACUGGAGCAGCUUCUCGUCCGUUGCCUCAACGCCGCCGCCAACUGCACCUUCACGGGCAAGCUGAGUGAGCUCGGGGAACACUUACUCACCUGCGAAUGCGACGCAGUCGAGUGCUCGAAGUGCGGUGGACGGUUGUGCCGAAACGAGGCAGUGAGCCACAGCCGGACGUGCUGCGACUCGGCGACUUCCAUGACCCGAGUCGUGAGUGGGACGAACGCUUUGGUUGCCGUCGAAGAGACUGCGCGAUUGAAGCAAGACCUCGAGAAGCUGCGUGAAUUCGUCUCCAAAGAAGAAACGGUAAAAGACGCUAUCGUCAACGACGUCAACUCCCUAGCAGAGCGCGCCGCGCGCUUGGAGGCUCAGCUGAUAUCUGUGGCGAAGGAAAUCGACGACUUACGGUGCCUGUUUGUUACCCGCAAGCGCUUUCAACGCGGUUCCAUUCGUACCGCACCGUGCUGCCAGCGGUCGGGGUAG
This is a messenger RNA of Dermacentor silvarum, 735 nucleotides long. RefSeq names its product TNF receptor-associated factor 6-A. The transcript has a single exon. NCBI's taxonomy places the organism in Eukaryota, Metazoa, Arthropoda, Arachnida, Ixodida, Ixodidae. The record is from RefSeq and is a predicted model, not a curated record. Bases 1 to 735 code for a protein of 244 amino acids.